This is a messenger RNA of Diorhabda sublineata, 1527 nucleotides long. RefSeq lists its product as uncharacterized. The record is from RefSeq and is a predicted model, not a curated record. The coding region runs from base 1 to 1527 and encodes 508 amino acids. Gene Ontology annotation, biological process: mitophagy by internal vacuole formation; mitochondrial protein catabolic process. The transcript has 7 exons. Gene Ontology annotation, cellular component: mitochondrial outer membrane. NCBI's taxonomy places the organism in Eukaryota, Metazoa, Arthropoda, Insecta, Coleoptera, Chrysomelidae.
AUGCGUGACAGUGGUGAUCGAUUUCGGCGCGAAAGGGUUUCCCCGACAAGCCCGAGGCUAAUUUUAAGGAGAGUGAUGGUGUUAGCCGAAGGGCGGCAAUUUAGGGAAGCCGCUGCUGUGCUACAAAAAUUAGGUCCGAACACGAUAGCUGCCGUCGCCGGUGAAUUACCUUUGGAUUUACUUGUUGAAGGGCUGCCGCAUUCUGCGCAACUUUUGGAAACUUUAUUCAAUAAAUUGAUAGUUUCGGGACAACGGCCUAACAUUAAUGCAGAUCAAGUCAUUUGGCAGCUCGUACGACUCUUGGCUUCACACGAUGACCCGACACUCAAAACUAAGGUAGCAAAGUUGGCAAAGGCUCUUCUGGAAUAUCAACCGAACUUCCACAUGGAGAUUUUAUCACGAAAAAAGGCAUUAGAACAAGCACUACAAGGUUUGGGUUGUCAUGGACUAACACCAAACGUAUCUGGUCUAACUCAUCUUCACGCAGCUCUUAAAACGGAACUACAACUUCAUAUAGACGUCUACAAAAGUGCUCUACACCGAUUAGAUGAACUGCAUUUGAUCUCAGUUGAUAACAAGAAACCUGUAGACGCCUCGCAUCAGCGCCUCUUAUCGUUAAAGUUGAAAGAAGUUCAACAACGAUUGAUUGAUAAUAAAACUUUAUUGACCAUUCUCGAUAAACCAGCGUUGAAGCAGCUGGAAGUUUUAGUUGGGACUCUCAGCGAUAGAGUGCAGAACGAUAAAGAAGCUCUAUUUUGCGUGUCUCAGCUUAAAAGGCUACAGCCUGUACCUGAAGACAUACCUGUCGCCACAGUAUUAAUGUCUUUCUCAAGAGGAUGUGGAGCUUUGUUGGAUUUGAUGCAAAUACCUCACAGUCCCUGUCACAGUGACACCGGAUAUCAUUCGGAAACUGAGAAUGAACAAGAUAUAGGGAAAGACGUAAUUAGCAAAUAUGAGUCACUUUACCGUCAAUAUAGACCUAGAGCCCUUGAAGCGCUCAACUCGAUGCCUGAUUUGAUGCAUGCAACACAACUUAAGUCGAAAAUAUUAUUUUCCGUCGUUGUGUUGGCUUUUAGGACCUGCAAAACCCUCAGAGAACACAAACUCCUACAGACUUAUCGUACUCUUAACCUCGAUCCGCAUUCAACUAAAUUUCUAUCACUUCGUCUCGAGGUGAUGCGUUGUUUAGCGGCUUCCGCAGAGAGUUAUCCUCUUCAAGAAGCCGAGAAUCAAGUAUUAGGUUUGGUUUGCGAAACUUUGAAAGAAUAUAAAUGUUUAGAGGAAUGCCAAGAGUUGAGAAGAUACGCAGAAGAAGCUACUAAAAUAGCUUGGCAACUGGUAUGCCAAGUACCUCCUUACGAAUUAGACACAGAUUUUCAAACGCCAGUAAGGUUGCAUCCAGAAAAGCAUCAACGUCAUCAUACAUCAUCAAGAAGCAGUGACAUCGUUAGAGGUUUCUUGUGGCCAGCAUUAAUGUCGGAGUCGAAUUAUGUUUAUAAAGCAGUCGUCGUUACUGACGGCACUUGA